This is a messenger RNA of Cloeon dipterum, 619 nucleotides long. RefSeq names its product dual specificity protein phosphatase 23-like. The coding region runs from base 21 to 491 and encodes 156 amino acids. Lineage: Eukaryota; Metazoa; Arthropoda; Insecta; Ephemeroptera; Baetidae. Gene Ontology annotation, biological process: dephosphorylation. The record is from RefSeq and is a predicted model, not a curated record. Gene Ontology annotation, molecular function: protein tyrosine/serine/threonine phosphatase activity; protein tyrosine phosphatase activity. Gene Ontology annotation, cellular component: cytoplasm. The transcript has 2 exons.
AUUAAAUUUUUGUGUGAUCGAUGAGUGAAGCUCCGUGGAACUUCUCGUGGGUGGUGCCGCAGGAACUGUGCGUGUUUGCGUGUCCCGGUUCGACGGCCAACGUGCGUUUCUUGGUAGAUUCAGCGCGGGUCCGGCACCUGGUCACGCUGUCCCGGAGCCACAGGCCGCCACCAGACGCGCUGAGAGACUCGCCAGAGCUUCAAUGGACGCUGAUCGACGUGCAGGAGUUUGAGCCGCCAACCCUGCAACAAAUGCAGCAGUUUAUUGAUAUUUGCAAGAAAGCCAGAGACCAAAAUCAGGCGGUGGGAGUUCAUUGUCGCAUGGGCCGUGGCCGCAGCGGAGUCAUGGCCGCGUGCUACCUCCUGCACUUUUGCCACCUGACGCCAGGCACGGCCGUCGCCAACCUGAGACUCCAGAGGCCAGGCUCCGUCGAGACCUACGCGCAAGAGAGGGCCGUCCACGCCUAUUUUGACUACAUUCGUUCCCUUUGACUCGUUGAAAACUCUUAUACAAAAAAUUUUGUGGCAUGAAAUGACACCUUGCCGUGAAAUAUGGGACAAAAGCAACGUUAAAAAGCAGGUUUCCUGACAUUAAAAUGUCUAGCUGUAAAUAAUAAACA